AUGUCUGGAUACGAUCAAUACAACCAGGGGUACGGCCAGCAGCAGCAGCAGCAGCCAUACCAGCAGGGGCAUAGCCCGUACCCUCAACAGGGUGUAUAUGACCAGGGCGGCUAUCAACAGCAGCAAGGCUACCAACAGCCUCAGCAGCAAUAUGGCCAGCAGGGAUACGGGGACCAUCAGGGGUACAACUCACAGUACGGUCCGCCUGCACAGGGUGGCUUCCAGCACGGCCAGCAAGUGAGCCCAUACGGUGGCUACAACCAGCAGCAGCAGCAAGGGCAGUACGGCCAACAUCACCAGGGAGCUUACCCCGGCUCCCAACCUCAGAACCAGUUCCCUCAGCAGGGACCUUAUGGCCAAGAUCAGUACCCGCAAGGCCAGAACGCAUACGGCCAGCCUGGACAGCAACAAUAUGGUUCCAGUGACCCAGCUAUGCAGCAGGAGGGCGACCGAGGCCUCCUAGGCGCCAUGGGUGGCGGUGCCGCUGGAUACUUUGGCGGCAACAAGAUGGGCGGUCACGGCAUUAUCGGUGCCAUUGCCGGCGCAGUGCUCGGCAGCAAGCUUCAAGACCACAACAAGAAGCCCAAGCACGACCAGUAUGGUGGCUACAACGGGCACUGA
This is a messenger RNA of Ascochyta rabiei, 621 nucleotides long. RefSeq lists its product as uncharacterized. The transcript is spliced from 2 exons. The coding region runs from base 1 to 621 and encodes 206 amino acids. Lineage: Eukaryota; Fungi; Ascomycota; Dothideomycetes; Pleosporales; Didymellaceae. The record is from RefSeq and is a predicted model, not a curated record.